This is a messenger RNA of Sinocyclocheilus grahami, 594 nucleotides long. Its product is annotated as dedicator of cytokinesis protein 5-like. The coding region runs from base 319 to 594 and encodes 91 amino acids. The transcript is spliced from 3 exons. The record is from RefSeq and is a predicted model, not a curated record. NCBI's taxonomy places the organism in Eukaryota, Metazoa, Chordata, Actinopteri, Cypriniformes, Cyprinidae.
CGAACAAAAGCAGUUAUUGGCAGCAAGCAAUUUCACAGAAAAGAUGCUAUUUUUCUUCAAUUUAAUAAUAAUGUUGAGUGUUUUCAUUUGGUAUACCAGCUUCCAAAUUAAAAGCUGAUAUUGAGAUUCCUAUAGACUCUAAUUGAAUCUCUUAUCAACAUUGAAAAACAUUCUAAGAAUUGUGGGAAGACAAAAUGAACAAUUUGUGCCACAUCUUUCACCUUCGAAUACAUCUGAAAACAAAUACUUAGAAAAUAUGAGGUAUUUGCUCUCCCUCUAAGGCAAUGUGAACAAUAUUGAAUGUAGUAAUUAAAUGUAAUGUAUCUGUGGUUCGGAUCAGCACCAGCCUCAUGUUUCUUUGUGUCUACAGUCAUGGAUAUCACAGAUAUUGCCCAUGGGAAAAUUGAUGAUGAUGAUAAGCAGUAUUUCAUCCCAUUUCAACAGAUUGCCAUGGAAACGUACAUCCGUCAGAGGCAGCUAAUCAUGUCUCCUCUCAUGCCGUCUCGUGUCAUUGGCGAGAAUGAGCCACUCGUUGCUGUCUUCAACAAGGUCAUUGCAGCGCGAGAGGUCAACCACAAAGGACAGGACGUGUGA